Messenger RNA from Papaver somniferum (opium poppy), 1740 nucleotides. RefSeq names its product tryptamine 5-hydroxylase-like. The transcript has 2 exons. Bases 1 to 1566 code for a protein of 521 amino acids. Gene Ontology annotation, molecular function: iron ion binding; heme binding; monooxygenase activity. The record is from RefSeq and is a predicted model, not a curated record. NCBI's taxonomy places the organism in Eukaryota, Viridiplantae, Streptophyta, Magnoliopsida, Ranunculales, Papaveraceae.
AUGGACUACUUCACGUCUCUUGCUCUCAUCCUUCCGGCCAUUUUCAUUUUUCAUCUACUCUACAGACGAUAUCGACCAUAUUCCGGCAACCUCCACCUCCCUCCAUCACCACCAAAACUUCCGAUCAUCGGCCACCUCCACCUCGUCUCCGACAUGCCACACCACUCGUUCUCUAAACUCGCUGAAAAACACGGUCCAAUUAUGUAUCUCCAACUCGGACAAGUCCCUACUCUAGUCGUUUCAUCAGCAAAACUAGCUCAAGAAAUUCUUAAAACGCACGAUCAUGUUUUCUCAAAUCGGCCACAGAUUAUUGGAGCUCAGUAUCUUUCUUUCGGAUGUACUGAUAUAACGUUCUCACGUUACGGUCCUUAUUGGCGACAAGCAAGAAAAAUAUGUGUUACUGAGUUACUGAGCCCGAAACGAGUUAAUUCUUUUCAUCUCAUUCGUAACGAAGAAGUCGAUAUAUUAAUCGAUUCGGUAUCGAAAUUAUCAGGAUCGGAAGUAGAUAUGAGUGAGAAAUUCUUCGUUUUAGCUAAUGAUGUUCUAUGUCGAGUCGCAUUUGGGAAGCGUUUCAUUAGUGAUGACGAGUCGAAUCGGUUACCCAAAGUGUUGACUGUCACACAAGAAUUGUUUUCUGGGUUUAGUAUUGCUGAUUUUUAUCCCGGGUUGGAAUGGAUUAACUCAGUCACCGGGUUAAAGAAAAAACUGUUGAAGAAUUUGAGUGAUUUAAGAUCAGUUUGUGAUGAAAUAAUAUCAGAACACAUGAAUCGGAAUAAAACGGUUGGUAGUGGUGGUGGCCAUAUUCCGGUGCCGGAAAGAGAAGAUUUCGUUGAUGUUUUAUUAAGGGUCCAAAAAGCCGGCGACUUAGAAGUUCCAAUUACGGAUGAUAAUCUGAAAGCUCUUGUUCUGGACAUGUUUGUUGCCGGAACUGACACAACAUCAGCAACACUAGAAUGGACAUUCACUGAAUUAAGCAGACAUCCAGACAUUAUGAAGAAAGCACAAGAAGAAGUAAGAAAUGCAGUUGGACCGAAAGGACUAGUUGAGAUCAACCAUCUUCCGCAACUUAACUACAUGAGAGCUGUUAUGAAAGAAACCUUUCGCAUACACCCACCGGUCCCUCUCUUGGUUCCUCGGGAGUCUAUGGAGGAUUGUAAGAUCGAUGGGUACGAUAUACCGGCAAAGACGCGUGUACUGAUCAACACCUAUGACAUUGGUAGAGACCCGUCAUCGUGGUCUAACCCACAUGAGUUCAAGCCUGAGAGAUUUAUGGUUGAGAGCGGUGGCAGAGACAUUGAUGUCAAGGGCCAUCAAGAUUUUGAUCUACUUCCUUUUGGUGGUGGUAGGAGAGGUUGUCCUGGAUACUCUUUUGCCCUUGCAACAAUUGAGCUUACUUUGGCUAGGUUGAUGUAUCAUUUUGAUUGGUCAAUGCCCGUUGGUGUUCGAGCAGAGGAUGUGAAUCUUGAUGAGAUAUUCGGAUUAGCCACUAGGAAGAAAACUGCACUGGUUCUUGUACCCACCAUUAAUGAAGACUACAUAUGUGAUAUUCAAGGUCAAGGACAAUGAAUCACGUCGUUGGUGUUGAAAAAUCCUUGAGCUAUUGGAGUGACAUGUGGGUUGUAUACUUGUAUUGAAAUUAUGAGCUAAAAAUAUUUGUUUACUUUUUUUUCUUUUCCUUUUUGGGCUUCAAUAAGCUUCUAUGAAGUUUCUUUUUCUUUUUUAUGUAUUUUUCUUCUUGGG